GGCGGCGGCCGCGCGGAGGGAGCUUCUAGACACGGAGCAGGAGCCGCGCAGUGACCUGGCAGAGACAUGGAUUUGGGUGCAAUCACAAAGCACUCAGCUUUACAUGCCAAGCCCAGUGGACUUACUCUUCAAUAUGGGACAGCUGGAUUUCGAUCAAAGGCAGAACAUCUUGAUCAUAUCAUGUUUCGAAUGGGAUUAUUAGCUGUCCUGAGAUCAAAGCAGACAAAAUCCACCAUAGGAGUCAUGGUCACAGCAUCUCACAAUCCUGAGGAAGACAAUGGUGUGAAAUUGGUUGAUCCUUUGGGUGAAAUGUUGGCCCCUUCCUGGGAGGAACAUGCUACCUGUUUGGCAAAUGCUGAGGAACAAGAUAUGCAGACAGUGCUUGUUGACAUCAGCGAGAAAGAAGCCGUGGAUCUGCACCAAGAUGCUUUUGUAGUUAUUGGUAGAGAUACGAGGCCCAGCAGUGAGAAGCUCUCACAAUCUGUAAUAGAUGGUGUGACUAUUUUAGGAGGUCAAUUCUAUGAUUAUGGCUUGUUAACAACACCUCAGCUGCACUACAUGGUAUGCUGUCGAAAUACCAGUGGCCAGUAUGGAAAGGCAACCAUAGAAGGCUACUGCCAGAAACUCUCUAAGGCUUUUGUGGAACUUACCAAACAGGCUUCCUGCAGUGGAGAUGAAAGUAGGUGCAUUAAAGUUGACUGUGCAAAUGGCAUAGGGGCCCUGAAGCUAAAAGAAAUGGAGCGCUACUUCUCACAAGGACUGUCAGUUCAGCUGUUCAACGAUGGGACUAAAGGAAAGCUCAACCACUUAUGCGGGGCUGACUUUGUGAAAAGUCAUCAGAAGCCUCCACAGGGGAUGGAAGUGAAGUUCAAUGAAAGAUGCUGUUCCUUUGAUGGAGAUGCAGACAGAAUCGUGUAUUACUACUGUGAUGCAGAUGGUCACUUUCAUCUCAUAGAUGGAGACAAGAUAGCAACGUUGAUUAGCAGUUUUCUUAAAGAGCUUCUGUUGGAGAUUGGAGAAAGCUUGAAUCUUUGCGUGGUACAAACUGCAUAUGCAAAUGGAAGCUCAACGCAGUACCUUGAGGAAGUUAUGAAGGUACCUGUUUACUGCACUAAAACUGGUGUCAAACAUUUGCACCAUAAGGCUCAAGAAUUUGACAUUGGAGUUUAUUUUGAAGCAAACGGACAUGGCACA
This is a messenger RNA of Castor canadensis (American beaver), 1194 nucleotides long. The record is from RefSeq and is a predicted model, not a curated record. Lineage: Eukaryota; Metazoa; Chordata; Mammalia; Rodentia; Castoridae.